AGCUUCUUGUCUUUUCACUCCAUCAUCAAAUCUCGACCUCGCUCUACAAGCAGAGUCGUCUCCUCCAGCAAGAACAUCUAUCACCUCACUACCUUAUAUCAACAAUGUCUGGACGUGGCAAAGGUGGAAAGGGACUCGGAAAGGGCGGCGCCAAACGCCACCGCAAGAUUCUUCGUGACAACAUCCAGGGCAUCACCAAGCCCGCCAUUCGUCGUCUCGCCCGCCGUGGUGGAGUAAAGCGUAUCUCUGGUCUUAUCUAUGAGGAGACCCGUGGUGUCUUGAAAAUCUUCCUCGAAAACGUCAUCCGAGACUCUGUCACAUACACGGAACACGCUAAGCGCAAGACGGUUACUGCCCUUGAUGUUGUGUACGCCUUGAAGCGCUCUGGCCGUACUUUGUACGGUUUCGGCGCCUAAACCAUGUGCCUGUCAUUAGUUCUGUUAUAAUUUAUGUCUACUCCCGAUUUGUAACACGAUGUAAUAUGACUCAGGCUUCAGAAUUUAUGAUUCAUCGCGGUCCCGUUG
This is a messenger RNA of Desarmillaria tabescens, 524 nucleotides long. RefSeq names its product histone-fold-containing protein. Lineage: Eukaryota; Fungi; Basidiomycota; Agaricomycetes; Agaricales; Physalacriaceae. Gene Ontology annotation, molecular function: DNA binding; structural constituent of chromatin; protein heterodimerization activity. Bases 105 to 416 code for a protein of 103 amino acids. Gene Ontology annotation, cellular component: nucleosome. The transcript has 5 exons. The record is from RefSeq and is a predicted model, not a curated record. Gene Ontology annotation, biological process: nucleosome assembly.